AUGAAGUCGCUCCUCUCCUUUGCCCUCCCGGGCUCCAAGAUCAGCAGCUCGUCUUCGUCGAGCGGCAGCCAUGUCACCGACGCGCCGCCCAUACCCCGAACCUUCAUCGGCCCGGCCGCCGAGCAUCUCGAGUCGCAGAUGCUCCAACUGUACUGGGCCGGCGUGCAAAAGGAGCUUCCGCAUCUCAUACUUACCCUGCGAAAGUGGCAGCUGCAAGCCAAAUUUGCCGACGCUACGCUGCGCGACGAGCGGGAGCUACUCAUCUACGGCUACGACACCUUCUUGGACCAGGUCAGCCACAGCUCGCGACGCUUCGGCCAGCGCCACACGAAGCUGCGGGAGCGGCAAGGCGCGACUAACACGCCCGCGACCAGCGAGCUGCCCACCUACGAAGAGGCCCUGAAGAAUCGCGGCUGGGACAUGUUUGCCGAGAUGAAGAGCAACAGGAUACGGGAGGAAGUGCGCGAGCGGCUUGAGAAUCGGCCCAUCGACGACUUCAUCCAGCGCCGGGCUCGCAUGCUCCUCCAGGCAGCGCAGUUUCUCGACAUCGACAAGGUCAUCGAGUACCGCGAGCCCGAGAAGCUGCUGACGUUCUGGAAGCGACCCGCACCGCCGCAGGUUGCCGUCUCGUCCAUUGACGACACCAAAAUGCCCGUGUUUCGUCCUCUUCGGUGCACGAGCUGCCACGGCGCCAUCCGAGGGUCACUGUUCAGAAGCGUCCACGACGAGAACAUCGCCGUCUGCGAAAAGUGCUAUCGACGGGAUCACUAUGGGCGCGGAGACUUCACAAAGGAGUACAAGACGUGCUGUCUUCCCAAGGCCAUGACCCGCGACGUGACCCGGCACGUGUGCCACUGCAGUGCUGUACCGCGCAGAGACGGCACCGGAAAGCUGGCCGAGCUGUGGCCGCUCAAGGACGAGUCGGGUGCGCCGCAUGUAAAGGGCGGGAUUGGCAAGCUCAAUUGCGGCCUGUUUGAGCUUGCUGACAUGGUGGCCGAGGCCAAGUACGCCGCCACGCGCAUCAAAGCUGAGCGCGACACGACGCUGGAGGAAGCCAGGAGAGAAGACUCGGUGUUGAUGCGCGAGGUCAUGGAGCUGAAGGGCCCAGAGAAGCUGAAAAACAUCAACACGUCUUCCGCCCCCGAGUUUGGAUCAUCGUACGGCGUCACAACGAACACUCCCGAGGAUGUCCCCUUUUACGUGCGCUCCAUUGCGGAGCGGUAUCCAUACGGGAACGUACACAUGGGCCUGCGCUUCGGCCCCUUGAUCAUUGAGAAUGGCGUUGAAAACACCUACGGCGGCGUGCUCAUCACGACCCGCAGCCCGCCCCAGCUCCAAGUUCUUCGCGACCCAGCGUCCGAAGAAGACUACAGCUUGCUCAUUACGGGACGCGCGGAGCGGAAGCUAUACUUCCAACACCGUCCACGCACCACAAAGCGCUACAAGGCCGUCAUGAAGCAAAUUGCGGGUGGCGCGUUUUCCACUUUGCUCGAUGAAGCUGCCGAAAACGACAUCAUCGAGGCACUAAUACAGGAGAGCCGUGACCUCGUUGACGAAGGCAUCAGCGUCAGCGAAAAAGCAAUCUUGCUGGCCGAGAGCGUCGAGCGCCUUUUGCAACAGCUCAAGUCGUACCUGGAACCGAGGGUGACUGCGUACAUCUCCUCCAUCAUAUCGCGGCUGCUCGACCCCAAGGUGGACUUGAGAUGGAACUUCCAGACCAACAACUGUCAAGCCUUUUGCGACAACAUGAUCGAUAGAGACGUGUUUGGCUCUCUGUUUGCUCCGCACGAGGUCACAGGGGAAGAAGACGACCAAGCGACGACGCCAUUGUACCUCAUGAGCUUCGUCUGCCGGCCAGGGGCAUACGUCCAGCACAAGGCCAAGUCCAAGUUUGACGUUCCCAACGGACUCACAGAAGAGUAUCUUCUCAAGUUUCGCUAUGGAAGACACGACGAGUCCGACCUCAUCGACACGCUGGCCGAGUAUUGGUACGACUGGGGCAAUUUCGAAGGGCCCAUGUACCGCUACCAGGAUGUCUUCCCGUGGGACUGCACCGAGGCGUACUGCCGGUUUCCCGUCAAGUGCGGCGAGUGCAACAUCUCCAAACACGUGCUGGCUUUCCCGUUUGACUCGUGGUCCAUUAUCUCACUCCACCUAUUCCGUGGAAGGGAGUUGUAUCCGCGGGAUCCCCAAGGGCCGAACAUGGUCAGUGACGCGGCGCUCGAACCGGAGGCACAGACAGUCAACCAUCUGGCUCCCGGCCACAUGUCCGACAUGGCAUGGUUCCAAAACCGCAUGACGGUGCUUCUCGCCCAGGAUACGCUGCUCACGACGGCCGCCGCGAUGGCGCGCUGUGGCGCCUUCCGCGAGUCGACGCUCUGGCUACACAGUCAGGACGACGAGACACAGGACCGGCUCAAGCUUGGCGGCAUCCACCGCGCGCAGCCGUUCAGCCACCACUUCGAGCGCGGCGUGUACCACCAGUACUUUGUGGCUGAGUGGACGUCUCUCGCGCGGCCUUUGCGCCUGCGUGCCUACGAGACGCUGCGCGACUGGCGCGCGACGAGAGCAGACGUUGGGGCCAGGGACGCCGGCGACGACUCGAGCGGCGGGUGCGGCGGGUGCGGCUGGUUUGCCUGCGGGGCCACAUGA
Messenger RNA from Purpureocillium lilacinum, 2652 nucleotides. The record is from RefSeq and is a predicted model, not a curated record. Lineage: Eukaryota; Fungi; Ascomycota; Sordariomycetes; Hypocreales; Ophiocordycipitaceae.